AUUAAUCAUUGCCUUGUAUCCUUCCGCCAAGUUAUUGCCUGUGCAAACCCUCGCACUACACUGUCAGCUGUUCUGCCUCCGCGGCAGUAGUGAAAGACCGACCGUUGGGUCUUGCGCGCAGCGUUUUGGAGACGGCUCGUGCUAGCCUUGGCAUCACCAUCAGUAGCUGCGACAAACGGAACUGUAAAGAUAACGGUAAUUGCAAAAGCCAUUAGAUCAGCAACACAGAAGAGGAUACACCACCUGACUCGGGACUGGAUUUGAGCGACCAUUCCCCGCCUCAUGUGUGAUUAGCAAGCAACUCUUCGCCCAGAACGAACAGAAACAAUGGGAGCGUUUGGAGUGGUACUGAGUGUAGUACAUUUUGUGGGACUGUACGUCCAACUUAACACCGCUUCUAACCCCGGUGGUGAUGUUGAAGUGGACAACCACAUCUCUGGCAACGCUCUGUUCACAGAGGUGCCUCAUGACAUCGUGACGGAGAGUGGCCAGGAUGUGGAGAUGGCCUGCUCCUUCAGGGGCGCCGGCUCGCCCUCCGUCUCCCUGGAGAUCCAGUGGUGGUACAUCCGCGACCACAGGGAGUGGUCCGAGAAGGCUUCCUGGACCAACAAUCAGGUGGUGCCCAUGGAGGAGAUGGUGAAGGAUGCCACUAAAAUCAGUGUGGUUAAGGUUGCCGGCAGCAACAUCUCCCACAAGCUGCGCCUCUCCAACGUGAAAACGUCGGACGAAGGAACCUACGAGUGCCGCGUGAUCGACUUCAGCGACAGCCACAUCCAGCACCACCGGGUGCGUGCCUACCUCCAGGUCCAGCCGCCCGGGGAGAGGAGGGCCCACGGCCCCCACGACAAGCAGCAGCCGCAGCACGAGGGGGACCACCAACACGCCCACCCCCACCCACACCCACACCUGCACCCAGGCAACCAGCAGCCACACCAGGGCGACCACCUGCCCCACAAAGAGAACCAGCGCUCCCACUCUGGAGAGCAGAAAGCGCGCCGCCACCAGGAAGAGCAGCGGCUCCACGCGGCGCCAGCUGGCGCCAGCAGCCACCACAAGAGGCAGGAGGAAGAGGAGGAGGAGUCCAGGAAGCGGCCAGCGCACCACCACCAGGCGGAGGGCAGGGAGAUGAAACGGCGCUCGGUGGAAGGAGCCAGCGAUUGCACUACUGAUGGCUGUGGACAUUAGAGAUCUGUCGAGGGCCGUGCCGGAGAGGAGGAGAGGGGCAGGGAAGCGUUAGGAGGAGGGAGAGACAGAGAGAGGGAGAGAGAGAGAGAUCAAAGGAGAGGAGCGAGAGGCUAGGAAAGUAGAGGGAGGAUGAAGACAUAGUGCAUGUACAAAAAUCGCCAUCUGAAUGUCCAUCAUUUAUUAUCUGGACAGACAUGGACAAAUUUCACAGUUCUGUUUCGUCUUUUUGUUUGUUUACAGGAUCAAUGUACUUAACUCUGUAAACUGUCGAUCCUGUGUUUGUCUGCAGACACAAUGUUUUGACCAUGACUCUUUUGGGUUUGUGUAAGCACUGAAGCCUGUUACAUAUCUGGCUCGAUUUUAACUCAUCUUUUAUGUCAAUUUCCUGCUUUCUGUGUAUUACCUGACUCUGAGGUUAGGGUCAGGCUGGACAUAAAUGUGUGUGUGUGUGUGUGUGUGUGUGUGUGUGUGUGUAUGCUUGUGUGUGUGUGUGUGUGUGUGCGUGCGUGCAUGCGCGUGUGCGUGCGUGUGUGUGUGUGUGUGUGUGUGUGUGUGUUUGUACAUUUAUGUCAUAACAGCAUAGUGAAAAUGAAGAUGCGAGAAAGUCUUCAUGUGUACAGUAACAUUACGUGCUUUGAGAUGCCACCAAAUUUUCAUAUGGGCUUUUACAUGAAGUUAUGCCAAAAAACGCUGCAGUAUUUUGAUGUUCUCUGCUUUCUAAUAGUUGAACAACACCAGGACUUCUUACAAUAUGCCCUGUACAUUUACUCUGUUUUAACUUUAGUUGGCUUUGAUGUUUUUGAGAUGGAUGUUAAAACCAAUGGUGUAACCUGGAAAAAAACUCUACUGUGUUUUACUGAGUUUCAAAGUAUGCCUUCACUAAAUUAAAUGAGUUCCAUUUAAACUCCA
Alosa sapidissima (American shad) is the source of this 2094-nucleotide messenger RNA. It is a transcript of the gene vstm2lb, whose product is annotated as V-set and transmembrane domain containing 2 like. The record is from RefSeq and is a predicted model, not a curated record. The transcript is spliced from 4 exons. Bases 328 to 1185 code for a protein of 285 amino acids. NCBI's taxonomy places the organism in Eukaryota, Metazoa, Chordata, Actinopteri, Clupeiformes, Clupeidae.